Nerophis lumbriciformis (worm pipefish) is the source of this 3351-nucleotide messenger RNA. The record is from RefSeq and is a predicted model, not a curated record. Lineage: Eukaryota; Metazoa; Chordata; Actinopteri; Syngnathiformes; Syngnathidae.
AUGGCGUCAGACACGGCACCCCAAAACCAUGGCUCCAAGGGGAUUAUGACCUUUUACCCUACUGCUGAAGAGUUCAAAAAUUUCAGCCGUUAUGUCGCCUACAUGGAGUCGCAGGGGGCACACAAAGCAGGACUGGCUAAAGUGGUCCCACCAAAGGAAUGGAAGCCCAGACAGUCAUAUGACGAUAUAGAUGAUUUGGUUAUUCCUGCACCCAUUCAGCAAGUGGUGACGGGCCAGUCAGGUCUUUUUACUCAGUACAACAUUCAGAAAAAAUCCAUGUCUGUUAAAGAGUUCCGCAAGAUUGCAAACAGUGACAAGUUCUGUAGCCCUCAUUAUGAUGAUUUUGAUGAACUGGAAAGGAAGUAUUGGAAAAAUGUGACCUUUAAUCCUCCUAUAUAUGGGGCUGAUGUCGGCGGCAGUCUAUACAAUCCGGAAGUCAAAGAAUGGAACAUUUGUCAUCUAAACACAAUUUUGGACACUGUGGAAUCAGACAGCGGUAUCACCAUUGAGGGUGUUAAUACACCCUACUUAUAUUUUGGCAUGUGGAAGACCACCUUUGCAUGGCAUACUGAGGACAUGGACCUCUACAGUAUCAAUUACUUGCACUUCGGAGAGCCCAAAUCCUGGUACUGUGUCCCACCAGAGCACGGGAGAAGAUUUGAGCGUCUGGCUCAAGGUUUCUUCUCCGGUAGUGCUCAAACUUGUGAAGCCUUUUUGCGGCACAAAAUGACGCUGAUAUCACCUUCUAUACUGAAGAAAUACGGGAUUCCGUUUGAAAAGAUUACCCAAUAUGCUGGAGAGUUUAUGGUUACUUUUCCCUAUGCUUAUCAUGCCGGUUUCAACCAUGGAUUCAACUGUGCUGAAUCCACCAACUUUGCCACACAACGGUGGAUCGAGUAUGGCAAACAAGCAGUUUUGUGUUCGUGCCGCAAGGACAUGGUCAAAAUCUCCAUGGAUGUGUUUGUCAAGAAAUUCCAACCAGAACGUUAUGAACAGUGGUUGGCAGGGCGAGAUACAGUGCCCAUCGACCACUCCCGGCCUACGCCAGAGGCCAAAGAGUUCCUAGGCGAUUCCUUUGAUAUGGUCCACAAUAAUAGCAGUUGUUUGUUGGAUUGCGGUGCGGAUGAUAUUGAGCGGAAGAGUCCUCUUCAUCGAAUUGAGACCAAGAGACACCGGGUUUGUCUGGAAUUACCCGAAGAGGUUGUUCCCAAAGACUCUGAUGACGAAAUGAUGCUGUAUGCUAAGCGUCCGAGAUUAAAUCUUUUACCACCACGUAUGACACCACAAGAUGGGAAGCGGAAUAAAGGUCCCCCAAAGUUGGUCGUCACACCGACAAAGCUCACUUUGGUGGAUCCGUUUCACAGGGGUGUAAACAGCAGUGAAUCAGGGCACACUCCUCACUACACCAAGACUCGUCCACCUGCGUUUUCAUCCCAAAACGGUCAUUUGACGGUGACGCCAACGUGGACGCAGUCCCGUAAAAUGGGGGUGGCCAGCUUGCUUUUCCAUCGGACUCUCACUCAAAAAGAUAUCCUGCAAGUGCAGAAUUACCCUCGGGAAAAACAGCAGAUUCAUAAGAUGCUGCAGGUUCACAGCUACGCCAGAGAACAACAGCCCCAGCCUGUAUUGUCACCUGAUGGGGGAAGCAGAGAAUUUCUGCCUGAGUCUCGAAUAUCUCCCAUUCAAGUGGUGCCUGGUCCGACUGAACAUUCUGUGGAGAAGGACCACAUGCCAAGUGUUUCGACACCUGUCUAUGUUGUUCUGGAUGCAGCAGUGAAGGCCGACGCUGAUCCCACCUGCAUUCCACAGUCCACCCAGAUCAACAACUGGGACAUACCUAAAAACCAAAACAAAAAAAAGGUGUCAGAAGACCAGUCCUACUGUAUGUCAGUGGUCACCAAGCAGCAACAGCAGCAGCAGCAGCAACAAGAGCAGCUCAGAAAGCUUCCACGUCACCACCCUCUCUUCAGGGAGCUUUACAGUGAUGACAUACACCAUGUAGAGAUUUAUCAAGAUGUGGCGAUGGACCACGAGGAGAAAGAGGAAUGGGCAAAGCCGUUAACGAAGCUGUGGCAGUGUCGGCCUGCAAACCACCAGGUGGAGUGGGAGUACAAUAAAAGAAUGGGUGAACAGGCUCCUUACUGCUCCAUCUGCCUACUUUUCUACACCCACCAUCUGUCCGAGGCCGGCGGCGACAGGAAUUCCAGCGUGACGUUGGUAAACCGCCAAGGUCACCAGUGGUCCAAACCCCUCAUUCCUGAAAUGUGUUUCAACACGCACACCAACAAGGCCAGUGAUAGCGGGGAAGGCCAGCUGUCCAACCCUCACAUCACAGAGGACGGCACCAGCCGGCUGGUCAGCUGUUCUCGGUGCUGCGUUCGCGUGCACACCAGUUGCUACGGUGUAACCAGAGAGGAAGCUGAGCAAGAUGAUUGGCUAUGUGCUCGCUGCAAAGCUGAUGCUACUUAUGAGGAUUGCUGUCUGUGUUCUCUCCGUGGUGGAGCUCUGCAGAGAGCCAACAAUGACAAGUGGGUUCAUGUGCUGUGCGCCAUCACUGUGCUCGAAGCUCGCUUUGUCAACAUCACGGAGCGGGGUCCCAUCGAUCUGUCUUCAAUCCCACUGCCUCGAUUCAGACUGAAAUGCGUUUUCUGCAGGAAGCGGAUGAAGAGGGAGUUUACAGGCUGCUGCGUGCAGUGCUCCCACGGACGCUGCUCCACGGCUUUUCACCCCAUGUGCGCUCAGGCUGCCGGCGUCCUCAUGCACCCGGACGACUGGCCGUUCGUUGUCUUCAUCACCUGUCCCCGUCACAAAACACCUACCGUCAUUGAGCGUAACAAGGACUCCAUGAGAGAGCUUGCAGUGGGACAGAGGGUGAUUUGUAAAUACCGAAAUGGCCGUUACUACCACAGCGAGGUGGUGGGACUGACCACCGCCACCUUCUACGAAGUGGUGUUCGACGACGGUUCGUACAGUGACAACCUCUUCCCAGAGGACAUCGAGAACCGGGACUGCGCUCGACUUGGACCGCCUGCAGAGGGCGCCACCGUGUCGGUCCGGUGGACUGAUGGCUUGCUGUAUGGGGCUAAGUUUGUGGCGUCUCACUCCAUUCCGAUGUACCUGGUGGAAUUUGAAGAUGAAUCCCAAAUUUCAGUCAAGCGUGAGGACGUGUACACCUUAGACGAAGAUCUGCCUAAACGGGUCAAGUCUCGACUGUCUGUGGCGUCAGACAUGCGCUUCGAACUCUUCGCGCAGGAAGACGUCAAACAGAACACCAAACGACAACGCGUCAUCAACUCUCGUUACAGAGAAGACUACAUCGAGCCCGUCAUUUAUCGGGCCAUCAUGGAGUGA